Molecule: messenger RNA, 1602 nt
Organism: Pseudomassariella vexata
Lineage: Eukaryota; Fungi; Ascomycota; Sordariomycetes; Amphisphaeriales; Pseudomassariaceae
Product: P-loop containing nucleoside triphosphate hydrolase protein
Exons: 5
Coding region: 1-1602 (533 amino acids)
Biological process (GO): proton transmembrane transport; proton motive force-driven mitochondrial ATP synthesis
Molecular function (GO): proton-transporting ATP synthase activity, rotational mechanism; ATP hydrolysis activity; ATP binding
Source: RefSeq, a predicted model, not a curated record
AUGGCAUCGCCGCCAAUUGGGUUCAAUUGGGCUAACCAUAGCGUGUUUUCCCUCAACAGCGGCAUUUCUUCCUUCGCUCGAGCGGCUCGCCCGACCUUCACAGCCGGCUCGCGCCGCGCUGUGAGGCCAACUGCCUUCCGAUCACAAUUCGUCAACAGCCGGUUUGCAAGCACACAGGGUGUCGGUGAUGGCAAGAUCUACCAGGUCAUCGGUGCCGUUGUGGAUGUCAAGUUUGACGGCCAAAAACUGCCGCCUAUUCUGAACGCCCUCGAGACGACCAACAACGGUCAGAAGCUCGUCCUGGAAGUCGCGCAACAUCUUGGUGAGAACGUCGUCCGCUGCAUUGCCAUGGACGGUACUGAAGGUCUCACCCGUGGCGCCAAGGCUGCCGACACUGGCGCCCCCAUCACAAUUCCUGUCGGCCAUGCAACGCUAGGCCGUAUUAUGAACGUCACUGGUGACCCCAUUGACGAGCGCGGUCCCAUCAAGUCUGAGAAGACUCUGCCCAUCCACGCCGACCCUCCUCCGUUCAUCGACCAGUCCACCAGCGCUGAAAUUCUCGUUACUGGUAUCAAGGUUGUCGACCUGCUCGCUCCCUAUGCUCGUGGUGGCAAGAUUGGUCUCUUCGGUGGUGCCGGUGUCGGCAAGACUGUGUUCAUUCAGGAGCUUAUCAACAACAUCGCCAAGGCCCACGGUGGUUACUCUGUCUUCACUGGUGUCGGUGAGCGUACCCGUGAGGGUAACGAUCUGUACCACGAAAUGCAGGAGACUUCCGUCAUUCAACUCGACGGCGAGUCCAAGGUCGCCCUGGUCUUCGGUCAGAUGAACGAGCCCCCGGGUGCCCGUGCCCGUGUUGCUCUUACCGGUCUCACCGUCGCUGAGUACUUCCGUGACGAGGAGGGUCAAGACGUGCUUCUCUUCAUCGACAACAUUUUCCGCUUCACCCAAGCCGGUUCUGAGGUGUCUGCUCUGCUCGGUCGUAUCCCCUCUGCCGUCGGUUACCAACCCACUCUCGCCAUUGACAUGGGUCAAAUGCAAGAGCGUAUUACCACCACCAAGAAGGGCUCCAUUACCUCCGUCCAGGCCGUCUACGUCCCUGCUGAUGAUUUGACUGAUCCCGCCCCGGCCACUACCUUCGCCCAUCUGGAUGCCACCACUGUCUUGUCCCGUGGUAUCUCUGAGUUGGGUAUCUACCCCGCCGUCGAUCCUCUUGACUCCAAGUCGCGUAUGCUGGACCCCCGUGUCGUCGGUCAGGACCACUACGACACCGCCACCCGUGUUCAACAGAUUCUCCAGGAAUACAAGUCUCUCCAGGACAUCAUCGCCAUUCUGGGUAUGGACGAAUUGUCGGAAGCCGACAAGCUUACUGUUGAGCGUGCCCGUAAGAUCCAGCGUUUCCUGAGCCAGCCUUUCACUGUCGCUCAGGUUUUCACUGGUAUCGAGGGUAAGUUGGUCGACCUGAAGGACACCAUCACCUCGUUCAAGGCCAUCCUGAGCGGUGAGGGUGAUGACAUGCCCGAGGGUGCUUUCUACAUGGUUGGUGACUUCGCAUCGGCUCGCGAGAAGGGUGAGAAGAUCCUGGCUGAGUUGGAGAAGCAAUAA